AUGUUGCGACCCAGGCCAACCGUUAUCUUUCUGACUCACGCAGACAUCACUGAGGUCGUCCACCGCCGUCGAUUCCGUAGGUUUCUCGAAUAUGAUAACGAUGAUGCCUGUGUUACCUUGGCCCCGACCGAUCCGGAGACAACACACUUGGUGAAGGAGUCAAAAUCCUCGUCAUCACGCACCUUUAAAUACGAUAGGACACCAGAGGCGUACGAUAGCGCAGGAUACAUUUCUCCUUCCCCUCCAUACAGCCGAAUCCGCCCCUUGACAGCUGACCUCCCACUUCCUCUACCGGCUGGUAUGGGAGCCGAGGGAAACACCUCGUCGUCGCCCAACGCAUGCAGCAGCCAGACAAGCUCUUCGAAGACCAGGAGAAACCAGCAGCGAGGCUCAGUCUGGACGCGUCAGCUCUGCCUGCGGCCAAAACGUAGCGUGCCCCCCGCCGCGACUGCGUCAACCAAUGAUGGAUCAAGAACCGAACGGAGCCGUGCUGCGGAACAGGCCUGUCUCCUCUCAGAUGGGACGGACGCAAGGAGAGAUGCCGCUGGCCAAUCUACACAACAGCAUGGGAUGCGGUCAGAAUCAUUCACGACCCCCCUGACCCCUUCGCCAAGCUCUGCCUGCGUAUGUAGCCAAGAUUUUGACCGGAGUCUCCGAGCCGACGUAACUGACUCUGGCGCCCAGGAAAGUCGGUCCGACGUUUCGUCACCGGUGCUCGUGAUGAGAACUCCAGGGCGACUCCGGGUUUACAAUGACUCCCUACCCGCUUCAUCUCAACCCCAGACGCCACAACACCUGCUUGAAGCUCGGCAUCAGAGCCAGCUGCAAGCGCACUACACGGCUCCAGUUCGGCGUACAUCCCCACACAUGCUCUGGGCCCGGACAACAACUUGGUCUCGGAGAUAUUUUGGACGGAGAAGGGAGCCGAGCCCACUGGGACUCCAGAGCCCGGGUUUCAGGGGUCUGUAUGGCAGCGUGGAAAACAGGGACGAUGCAGAGUUGGGCCAGGAGAUGGCCGAAGACAUGACGCAAAGAUGGGGAGGCGCUCUCCGGCCCAGGCCCAGCAGCACGGGAUGA
Molecule: messenger RNA, 1077 nt
Organism: Thermothelomyces thermophilus ATCC 42464
Lineage: Eukaryota; Fungi; Ascomycota; Sordariomycetes; Sordariales; Chaetomiaceae
Exons: 4
Coding region: 1-1077 (358 amino acids)
Source: RefSeq, a predicted model, not a curated record